CAGCUCCAGACCCGGUCGGCCUCCGAAGAGAACCCAGAGUGUCACGUCAACAGAGAACCCCCACAUCAUGCCCCACUCGGUCCCCGGACUCAUGUCACCUGGCAUGAUCCCUCCCACAGGCCUGACAGCAGCCGCGGCGGCAGCUGCCAACGCAGCCAUCGCAGAGGCCAUGAAGGUCAAGAAGAUCAAGCUGGAGGCGAUGAGCAGCUACCACGGCAACGCCAACCACCACGGGGCCGAUGGGGAGAACGGAGACCUCGGUUCCAGUGUCGGCCUGGAACUCCCCUUCAUGAUGAUGCCACACCCCCUGAUUCCAGUCAGCCUGCCCCCAGCCUCUGUCACCAUGGCGAUGAGCCAGAUGAACCACCUCAGCACCAUUGCCAACAUGGCUGCUGCAGCACAGGGCCAAAGCCUCCCCUCCAGAAUGGUCACCUCUGUUAUAAAGGGUUUGCAGGAGCGUGUGCCGGACAGCCCCUCCCCUGCCCCCUCCCUAGAAGACAGCAGGAGGCCGGGCAGUCACCCAUCGUCCCAUCGCAGCAGCAGCGUGUCCAGCUCCCCGGCGCACACAGAAAGCUCCUCGGACAGGAUACCCAUACAUCACAAUGGCCUGUCCAUGAACCAAGCUCUGCUAGGCCUUUCCCCCAACAUCGCUCCAGGGCCCAAAGAGGGGGACCUGGCCCACGACAUGAGCCAUGAAGUAAAGAGGAUGCACGCCGACAAAGAAGACAACCCCCUGUGCACUCCGACAGCACGCGACAGCUAUGAGCGCUUGUCAUUGGCUGGACAGGCCCUGCCUCCAGGUUUCCCCUCGCCAUUUCUCUUCCCAGAUGGCUUGUCAUCAAUAGAGACUCUCCUCACCAACAUACAGGGCCUGCUCAAAGUGGCGAUCGACAACGCACGAGCUCAGGAGAAGCAGGUGCAGCUGGAGAAGACGGAGCUGAAGAUGGAGUUGUUCAGAGAGAGGGAGCUCAGGGAGACCCUGGAGAAGCAGCUCGCCGUGGAGCAGAAGAACAGAGCAAUCAUCCAAAAGCGUCUGAAGAAGGAGAAGAAGGCCAAGAGGAAACUCCAGGAGGCUCUGGAAUACGAAUCCAAAAGGAGGGAGCAGGCCGAGCAGACCCUGAAGCAGCCGUCUCCCUCUGACAGCAUGCGCUCGCUCAACGACUCUCUGACCCCUGAGAUGGAGAGUGACCGCAGCAGUGGAAGAACAGAUGCUGAAAGGACAAUACAAGAUGGAAGACUGUUCCUGAAAACCACAGUGAUGUACUGAUAAGACUGCAAAGAGCUGGAGGAAGGAUUUUCAUUGGUUGGAGCUGGUUUCAGGAGAAGCUGCUUGUUGGUGGAAGUCACCGAAACUCUGGAGGAGUAGGAAUGUAGAAUAAGAAUCCUUUUCCUUUGAAAAAUCACAGAGGCUGAGGUUAAAAAAAAAAAAAAAAAGUGUGUGAAAGCAGCUUCACAGCCCACGUGAAGGAUCACCAUAUAACCCGAGCACAGAAAAAAAUGUACCCGUGGUACAUUCUUGGUAAUAACGCCUAAAUCCACAGCACUGAAGAUUUUUAUACUGUAUCUCAGCCAGCGAGAAAGCUUCGAAACGGGGACAAAAUCUACGAAAUUCGACUGAAUCUUUGUUUUGUAUUUCAAAUUGAAUUGGAAGAAGCGGAGAAAAAUAGAAACUGUCCAUAAAAAAAACACAAAAAAAGGAAGAAAACCAACGUUUGGUUUUCAUGUUUUCUAAAUUAGAUGACGUUACAAUCAAGUUUCCUUUUUACCGUUGUACAUAGCAAGACUGAUAAUAGGAAAAGACCCAACAAGUGUGUGUGUAUAUAACGUUAAGAGGUAUUGUGUAUGCAGUAGAGCUUUUAGGCAAACAAUACCAUCAUUUCUAUAAACUUCCCCUUUUUCUUUUCUCUGAGCCAUCGUCUUUUUUUUCCUAUAGCUGCCAUUUUUUGGUGGGAAAGCAUGCAGGCAUGUAAAUGUUUGUCCUGGAAAUAUGAUAUUUAAUAAAUCCUAUAUUGUGCUGAGCAAAUAUUACAACUCACCCCAAGCCCAGAGGAUUUGGAACCCCGGAUGAGGACGUUUCACUCUCCAAAAGGAUGACUUUUGCUGUUGAUAUUUACUGUAAUCUUUGUAACAGAGGAUAAUAUUUCUUGGAUUUUACUGUACGUUUUUUUGUCACCACUCACUUUCAAAAAGUUUUUUUUUUUCCAAGUGUCUGGUCAAAUCAUCAUUGUGUUUGCCAGCUUGAAAAACAAUCAAUCAGGAUGCAAGUUUUUUUUAAGGAAAAAAAGAACUCCUGCUAUGACAGAACUCCAGUCCCUGGUAAACCUUAAACAAGUGAACUUUUUACAGUGUUUCCUGAUAUCCCGAUGAGAAAUAACUUCCUGUUUUCCUUCCCUAAAGACUUUUGGUGCUGAAACACCAGUGUAUAUUCUCUAGUCAUGAGCUGAUGUCAGUCCUUCCACUGCAGAACAGUUGCCGUGUUACAGUCCAAAGGGGGGGGGGGGAGCAGGGGCGUCCCGUGCUCACCUUGUGUUUGUUCCUUUCGUUCUCUAUGGAGUGUCUCGGUCUGUUGUCACUGAUAACUUAUAUAGCUUCUCGAAUCAUCUCUUUAUGUACUUCAAAUUCCAAUAAAGUUAACAUGUUGCUGAUAAA
This is a messenger RNA of Oryzias latipes (Japanese medaka), 2649 nucleotides long. It is a transcript of the gene dachd, whose product is annotated as dachshund d. Gene Ontology annotation, biological process: regulation of transcription by RNA polymerase II. Gene Ontology annotation, cellular component: transcription regulator complex; nucleus. The record is from RefSeq and is marked provisional. NCBI's taxonomy places the organism in Eukaryota, Metazoa, Chordata, Actinopteri, Beloniformes, Adrianichthyidae. Gene Ontology annotation, molecular function: RNA polymerase II cis-regulatory region sequence-specific DNA binding; DNA-binding transcription factor activity, RNA polymerase II-specific.